CUUUUUCUUCGACUCCUCAUUCUCCCUCUCUGAUUCCUUCUGGUAUGCCGUUUUUUCCCGCGACUCUAUAUAACCAUGUGCUCUGCGAUGUCUUCUUGUCGGUUUCCUCCGAUUCCACUCGUUGAUUUUCUUCGAUCCGAAAGACGAGAAGGAACAUAAUGAGACCCCAAAGGCAAGUAAGCGUCUCCGCAGAUUGUCCGGUGGAGCAAUCCCGCCUAGACCAGGAUCAGCCGGCGUCUCUCUACUCCUACAUGUGUGCAGGUGCCUCUUUUGAGUUCUUCCCGGGAAACCAUCAUCAUCUCAUCCGUUGCACCACCUAGGACAUCACCACCGACACGAUGACCGAAUCUUCUGAGAAACAAGGACAACUACAAUCGAUCCCUCGAGCCACCGCCGCCCCGCCCCGCGAUGCCAGUCCUGCCGAAGCAAAAGAAUCGAUACGCCUCCGCGCAGACAUCCCCACCCCCAAACUCCGCUUUCAUGUCAAUGAUAUACGCCACCCUGCCUUCCAGUCAUUUCUUUCGCUGAUCCCUGAUCUCCAAUCCGUCCUCGACACCGCCCUCUCCGCCAUCAUCCAAAACCUCUAUACCGUUCCACCCCUCCGCCCUUCAUCACGCAUCACCCCGUCUCCCCAGCCCAAUCUCCCCAGGCCUAUCUUCCACCCUAGCGUGCCCCCAACCCGGUCCGUAACGCUCCUCCUCCGCGACAUCGGCGGCGUCGCAUACACCACAGGAACCGAGCUCGAUAAUGACCACAAGGAGAUCCAUCUCUCGCUCUCGUACAUCCACACCUCGACCCGCAAAGCGGACCCCACCGCCGAGCUCCGCGGCGUGCUCACCCACGAGCUAGUCCACUGCUACCAACACACUGCUCCAGCCGGCAGCACGAACCGCCACCCACCGGGCGGUUUAAUCGAGGGCAUUGCGGAUUUUGUCCGGCUUAAGGCCGGCCUGGCGCCUCCGCACUGGAAACGUCCGACCUCGGCCCAGGACCGCCCCGAGAAUUGGGACCAGGGGUAUCAGCAUACGGCGUACUUCCUGGCGUGGCUGGAGGACGUCCGCGUCGGGCCGGGCGCCAUCGGCAUGUUGAACGAUCGGCUGCUGCGAGUGGGCUACUAUGUGCACAAGGGCAACGAGGAUUCCGACGCGGGGGGAAGUCGCGAAACGGACUUCUGGGAGGCGCUGUUUGGGUCACGCAUCGAGGACCUUUGGCAUGCGUAUGGCGUCUAUCUAGACCGUCUUGGGGAGGGGAACGAUGGAGACAGAGACGAUGGUGCUUGGCAGGAUGAGAUUGUCAAUCCUGAGUAGUUGGUUACGUUUGGUUGCUGAUCGGGGUUGUGGAAGAGUCAUUUGAGCCGUUUCUGACAUCUACAAAUCAAUACCGUUAUCGCGUAGUGAGAAAUAACAGUAAUUAAAG
Aspergillus steynii IBT 23096 is the source of this 1416-nucleotide messenger RNA. RefSeq names its product basic secretory family protein. The transcript has a single exon. The record is from RefSeq and is a predicted model, not a curated record. The coding region runs from base 339 to 1307 and encodes 322 amino acids. Lineage: Eukaryota; Fungi; Ascomycota; Eurotiomycetes; Eurotiales; Aspergillaceae.